UAAGGCAGAAGAAGUCUGAAUCCACAUGUGUGACGUCAUCGCUGUGCUUCACACGGAAACCCAUUUGACAACAAGUACGCUUUUCUUGUAAACAGUCGAGUCUAAGCUAUAUUUUAGAGCGCCUUUUUAUUCUACUUCAUAUUGGCCGGACUUAAAUCGAAUACUACUGUUGCUGCGACUGCAUCGAUCGGCAAACUUCAGCGUUCUACCGGCUGAUAGACGGAGACAGAGCAGUUUGUUUACAACCAAACACCAGCUUCCAGUCGAUGGCCUGCACUUUAGAGAAAGUACUGGGCGAUGCUCGAACCCUUCUAGAGAGGCUGAAGGAGCACGACACCGCUGCCGAGGGGCUGAUCGAGCAAUCCGGGGCCCUGAGCCAAAGGGUUCAAGGGAUGAGGGAGGUGGGCAAUGCCCUCCCGGACAAGCAUACAGAAGAGAUUUCAGAGGUGCACGAGUUGAGCAAGUACAAGCCCCAUGUACUUCUGUCCCAAGAAAACACUCAAAUCAAAGACCUACAACAGGAAAAUAAAGAGCUGUGGGUGUCUCUUGAGGAGCACCAGUACGCCUUAGAACUCAUCAUGGGGCGGUAUCGAAAGCAAAUGCUUCAGCUGAUGAUGGCAAAGAAAGAGUUGGACACCAAACCUGUUUUGAGUCUGCAUGAAGACCAUGCCAAAGAAAUGCAGAACCAAGUGGAACGGAUAUGUGAAAUGGGUCAGGUGAUGAGAAGAGCCGUGCAGGUGGAUGAUCAGCACUACUGCUCUGUACGAGAGCGCCUUGCCCAACUGGAGAUCGAGAACAAGGAGCUGCGAGACCUCCUGGCCAUCAGCAAGAGCACUGUGAAGACUGAGGAACCAGAGAAGCCUGCAACCCAAGAUUAAACCCGGCAACUAGAUUCAGAUAAUGAUAACAGAAUCUCCACCAGGAGUUGUGGCUUUUUAAAGCAAAUCGUGUGACAAAGUACAUCGCAAUAAUUUGUUGUUGAUCCAAGCCUGAAUUCAAUCUGGAUGGACGUGGUUGUCUGCGUGUGUGUGUGUGUGUGUGUGUGUGUGUGUGUUCCCUUUUCUGUAUGUCAGGUCGAAGGUGUGAUGUUGUUGGAUUGUAUGUUCGGGCAAAGGCAGCAAAUAAGUAUUGUUUUUGGCCACGGAUUCAGUACCAUAGACACAUUCUCUACCUCUUUGGUGCCCCUUUGCACACACUUGAACGUGUACAUCCACUGUCUUUCUUUGACCAUACUUGAAAACAUGCAUGUAGCCAAUUUGUCAUCAGAUUUGUGUUUCAUCGAAAAGUCACAUUGCCAAAUCAGUCUUGCAGUAGUGUCCUCACAAUUCUCUUUUUCUGAGGUGUGUCUGAGAAUCACAUGAAUAUUUUGUUGUUCUGUUAAACCCAUUAUAUUUCAAUGUUGAUCAGUUGUUCGGUAUUUGAAUUGCGACACCAGUGCAGCAGUGAAGGCGAUUGAGUCCUUAAUCACGCAUUCAUUUUCAAACUCCAAGAGUCCUCCAAGAGUUCAAUGUGAUGGACAUUGUAUGGCAUCUUUGGGGAAAGAUUGCAGUAUAAAAUCAUAGUUUCUGUCUCAGGAAUUACAUGUUACGAUGGAAAAUGUUGAGUAUUACACAAAGGUGUGCUCAUAUUGUAUCAAAAAAAGAAUUUUCCGUCAAAGGUCUGGGAAUAAAUUUGAAGUAAAAAAAAAUGAAA
Synchiropus splendidus (mandarinfish) is the source of this 1692-nucleotide messenger RNA. RefSeq names its product suppressor of IKBKE 1 (gene sike1). Bases 267 to 878 code for a protein of 203 amino acids. The transcript is spliced from 5 exons. The record is from RefSeq and is a predicted model, not a curated record. NCBI's taxonomy places the organism in Eukaryota, Metazoa, Chordata, Actinopteri, Syngnathiformes, Callionymidae.